GUUGGCUUUUUUUUUACCCAAUAAACGGCACGUCGUCUCUGGUCCUUUCCUUUGCCUAUACGCACGAGACUGUACCGCAAACUUCCGAGCACAAGCGAGCCUUUGCUGUAACAGUUGGCUGCCGCAACAAUGGCCGCCUCGAAAAUGGUAAUAGCCUCUCUAACCCACUGCCGUCCUCUAACAUGCGCCGCUACGGCUACUGCUUCUUAUCCUGCGCGCUUAGUCCCUCAUCCACCAGAGCUCAUCAAAUGGGUCCGUCGUGAAGGUGGAUUCGUGCACCAGGCGGUGAAGAUAUCGCAAGAUGGAACUAACAGUUUUGGUUUGAUUGCAUCUCAAGCAAUUCCAAAGGGGUCUGAGCUUAUUGUAUUGCCUGAUCAUAUACCAUUGAAAUUUGGGCCUCUUGAUUUCGAGGUUGCAGAUGGGGCUACUUCUGCGCUGGUUAAUUUGGCUCAAAAAGUCCCUGAGGAACUCUGGGCAAUGAAAUUGGGUCUCAAGCUUCUGCAAGAAAGAGCAAAGAUUGGUUCGUUUUGGUGGCCAUACAUCAGCAAUCUCCCUGAAACAUACAGCGUACCGAUCUUUUUUCCUGGAGAGGAUAUAAAGAACUUGCAGUAUGCUCCUCUUCUUCACCAGGUAAAUAAAAGAUGCCGGUUUCUUCUUGAUUUUGAGAAAGAAGUCAGGCUUACUCUUGAAAAUCUGAAACCAAAUGAUCACCCUUAUGGUGGCCAGCAUGUGGAUGCAUCCUCACUUGGAUGGGCAAUGUCUGCAGUCUCAUCUAGGGCAUUCCGUUUGUUUGGAAAAAAGCUUCCAGAUGGAACCCAUAUUGAUGUUCCCAUGAUGCUUCCUCUCAUUGACAUGUGCAACCAUAGUUUCAAUCCAAAUGCAAAAAUUUUGCAAGAACAAGAUCCAGGGAAUGCUAAAAUGCUUAUAAAGGUUGUGACGGAAGAACCAAUUAAAGAAGAAGAUCAUUUACUACUUAAUUAUGGAUGUUUAAACAAUGAUCUUUUAUUAUUGGAUUAUGGAUUUGUGAUACCUUCAAAUCCUUAUGACUGCAUUGAGCUCAAAUAUGACGGUGCUCUUCUAGAUGCUGCAAGUAUGGCCGCUGGAGUAGCUUCACCUAACUUCUCUUCAGCAGCUCCAUGGCAACAACAGAUCCUAUCGCAGCUAAACUUAGACAGAGAAAAUUCUACCCUUAAGGUAACAAUAGGAGGUGAAGAACUGAUAGAGGGACGCCUAUUGGCAGCUCUAAGAGUACUGCUCACAACUGACAAGGAAGCAGUGCAAAAGCAUGAUUUGGACACACUAAAAUCCUUAUCAGCCAAUGCUCCUCUAGGAAUUGCAAAUGAAAUAGCUGCAUUUCGUACCAUUAUUGCACUUUGUGUGAUUGCAUUGGAACACUUCCCUACCAAAAUAAUGGAUGAUGAGUCUCUAUUGAAACAGGGUGUUUCAGCUUCAACUGAAUUGGCCAUCCAAUUCAGAAUCCAGAAGAAAUCUGUAAUUAUAGAUACAAUGAGAGAUCUCACCAGGAGGGUAAAGUCACUGCUUUCGAAGAACACGACCACAGCUCAAACUCAAGGUUGAGUUUGAUGGUGGGGAUGUCCUUUACACUAUGAUUUGUUUCACUCUUGUUGGUUUUAUGGUUCCAAUAUUGUCAUGUCUGUUGCCAUUGCUACCCUUCACUUAGAAAAUUUUGAAUGGUCAGAUACUUCUAGUGUUAGCCAAAUUGAUAUGAGAAUUUCAUAAUAGUGAUCUUGUUGAAACACAAAUGAAGGCAUCAAUCUGCAUGCCGUUCUGCUGAUAUAUUGUGUAGCAAUUUUUGUUUCUUUUGUUAAGCAUUAUAUUUAUUUA
Messenger RNA from Jatropha curcas, 1845 nucleotides. Its product is annotated as Rubisco methyltransferase family protein. Gene Ontology annotation, molecular function: protein-lysine N-methyltransferase activity; protein binding. NCBI's taxonomy places the organism in Eukaryota, Viridiplantae, Streptophyta, Magnoliopsida, Malpighiales, Euphorbiaceae. Gene Ontology annotation, biological process: peptidyl-lysine monomethylation. The record is from RefSeq and is a predicted model, not a curated record.